This is a messenger RNA of Aphanomyces invadans, 514 nucleotides long. RefSeq lists its product as hypothetical. The record is from RefSeq and is a predicted model, not a curated record. NCBI's taxonomy places the organism in Eukaryota, Oomycota, Saprolegniomycetes, Saprolegniales, Verrucalvaceae. The transcript has 2 exons. The coding region runs from base 35 to 490 and encodes 151 amino acids.
GCCCGACGCACUUUCAUUUACUGUUGUUUCCCUCAUGUCGGUGCUGUGCCACAACUGCCGCUUUGACGGAAACGCAAAAGACGCUGCGUUCUGCUCCCGGUGCGGGUCAUCGCUGAACGCGGCCAACGCAAACACUUCGUAUGCGCCACCGCCAACGCAACAAGCAUACCCCGCUCAAGCCGCGCCCCAAUAUGCGAACGGUGGGCAGCAACUACACCAACAACCUCAAGUUGUCCAUGCUGUUCCAGUUGUGCAACAACCUCAGUACGUAGUUGUGCAAGCGCAGCCUCAAGUUCUUGCGAGCGGCGAAUUCAUCGUUGUGCCUGGCCAAGUGCUGACUGCGACAGGCCAUUGCGCCCAUGCGGUCCAAACCAACGAGUUCACGUGCCCUGGGGUGCUCUUGGGCAUCCUUUUUUUCCCUAUCGGCAUCUUAUGCUGCCUCUUGCUCACGGAGCGUCGCUGCGUCCACUGCGGCACAAUCCUUAACUAACGUCUCUACUCGUCUUGAUGGUCA